Messenger RNA from Hemibagrus wyckioides, 2244 nucleotides. It is a transcript of the gene sdcbp, whose product is annotated as syndecan binding protein (syntenin). NCBI's taxonomy places the organism in Eukaryota, Metazoa, Chordata, Actinopteri, Siluriformes, Bagridae. The coding region runs from base 311 to 1243 and encodes 310 amino acids. The record is from RefSeq and is a predicted model, not a curated record. Gene Ontology annotation, cellular component: plasma membrane; cytoplasm. The transcript is spliced from 9 exons. Gene Ontology annotation, molecular function: protein binding.
AUAUACGGGUCAGGAAUGAUGAAGCUCGCGCGCGACCUGAGAAAAGGCGGUGCACGCGCUCUGCCUGAACUGACGGAGUGUUUAUUUGAUACCGCGUGGUCACUCAUCAUCUGAGACAGAAGGUCAACUCUAGUCAGGAUCACGAUUAGUAUUGGCUUUCUGAAGCGCAACGGAGGGCAGCGACUAAAUAGUAAGCCUAUUUUCGGUGCAUAUAUCCACACGAUUCUCACUCUGAAGCCAUCACGGCCGCUAACACCUCGGCAUCAUCAAGGUAACUGAUACCGGUGCAACAAGAAACAAGAGCGCAACCAUGUCACUGUAUCCGUCUUUAGAAGACCUGAAGGUGGAUAAAUUUAUUCAGGCGCAUAACACUCCCACUGCCAGUCCAUCCAAAGCCACACCCCUGGCACUCCCUGACCCCGCCCAAUACCAACGUAGUCCCGCCCACAGUGGGGCAAAAUUGGAGGAAAUUGAAACAGAUGCCUCUGGAAGUUUGUAUCCGCAGCUGAGUGAGUUUAUGGGCCUGAAUCUUAGUAUUGAGGCAAUAAAAACCUUUUCUACACCAGUCCCUGAGCAAAGUAGUGGAGCUCUCAGUGUUCAUUCUUCUGGCACAAACUGGACAGUUGCUCCCAUAACUGGCAAUGACAUGGGAGUGAAGAGGGCUGAGAUUCGGCAGGGAGUUAGAGAGGUGUUGCUCUGUAAAGACAUGGACGGGAAGAUUGGCCUUCGCCUCAAAGCCAUAGAUAAUGGCUUGUUUGUACAGCUAGUACAAGUGAACACUCCGGCAGCAUUAGGAGGGCUUCGCUUUGGUGAUCAGAUUCUGCAGAUCAACGGAGAGUCCUGUGCUGGCUGGAGCAGUGACCGUGCACACAAGGUUCUGAAGAAUGCCAGUCCUGAGAGAAUAACACUAGCUGUACGAGACAGGCCACUGGAGCGUGCUGUCACGCUGCAUAAGGACAUGAAUGGACAGCUUGGUUUCAUCUUUAAGAAAGGCAAAAUCACAUCCAUAGUAAUGGACAGCUCUGCAGCUCGUAAUGGACUGCUUACUGACCACCAGAUCUGUGAAAUCAAUGGACAGAAUGUGAUUGGACUAAAGGACUCUCAAGUGUCAGACAUCCUCAACACUAGUGGGAAUGUUGUGACUGUAACUGUGAUGCCAGCGGUCAUCUUUGAACACAUGAUGAAAAGGAUGUGCAACAGCAUUGUGAAAUCUCUAAUGGACCACUCCAUUCCAGAGGUGUGACGUGGACAAACCCUCACCUGGCUCAGAAUGGGCUUUAGUGUGCACUACAGCUUAGAUGAAGUGGCGUACACACGCACAGUGUUUGUGCUUUUAAGCAGUUUAAUACCAGAAGUGAAAAGUGAGAGAUGUUUCUCUUUUUUUUUUGCAGUAUUUUCUCUUUUCCAUCAUUAAUUAACCAUGUUGUGUUAAAUGUGUAGUGUUUUUUUCAAUCCCAAAAGUCAAAUCAAAGCUUUACUGAAAUAAAGUAAAAAGGAAAAUGGGCUAUAUCUGCUAUAUUGUAUACAAAUUUCAAACACUUUCUUUGUUGUAUGGAAUUUAUUUAGUUACAUGGUGAAAGAGUUCAUUGUAUGUUAAUUUUAUUGACUUGAGCUGCUUAUUUUAGGUUUACUUAUUCUUAUUAUGACUCUGUCUAAGAGCACACACAUACACAAUUUAAUGGAUCCACUAGGAAGAUGCUUCCUCGAUUUUUUUUCAAACCUUUGACUUAUUUAUUAAUUUAUCAAAGUAGUAAACAUAUACUGUACAGACGAAUCCACAAUUUACAGGAACGGUUAAACUAUGCACAGUUACAACAUACGUAAACAAAAUCAUUUUAAGAAAGAAAAAAAAAGUUCUUAUAGGAUUUCAACUACAGUUGAAUUUGUAAGUAUAUUAGUCAACUUUUAAACUGAGUUCAUUUUAUGUAGUUUUAUUAACAUAUUCUUUAUAAAGCAGGUAUCCGUUCACUCAAACCCAGUGGAACUAGUGUUGAUAUGAGUUGAAAUAAAAAUGUUAGCUAGAAGAAGAACUUAGUUUUGACAGGAUCUUACUUCAUAGGAGUGUUGAUAUCCUUUCUGUUGAACUGUUUUCUUGAUUUAAUUGAAGAAAAAUAAAUCUUGAUUCAGUAUUGGUAUGAAUGGUUUUUAAGACUAUUGAAUAAUGUCAAGGAAAUUCUAUUUAUUUAGCAUGUGCAAGAUUCAAACAUUUCAUAUUGUCCAGUGGUUUUUUUUGUUUUUGUUAUU